Messenger RNA from Daldinia decipiens, 1704 nucleotides. RefSeq lists its product as uncharacterized. Lineage: Eukaryota; Fungi; Ascomycota; Sordariomycetes; Xylariales; Hypoxylaceae. The record is from RefSeq and is a predicted model, not a curated record. Gene Ontology annotation, biological process: GPI anchor biosynthetic process. The transcript has a single exon. The coding region runs from base 1 to 1704 and encodes 567 amino acids. Gene Ontology annotation, cellular component: endoplasmic reticulum.
AUGUCCCCUGCGACUCUUCUUCGCAAUACUUUGCGAUCCCUCAUCCCUCUUGCGGUAGCUUGUACUUUUUACUUGUAUCUUUAUCCUGUCUUUCUUGGCUGUGCGUUCCCACUCCCACAAACAGAGGACAACGUCGCCGCGUUUCAGGACACGGUGCGACAGCAUGUCCUUUCGAAUUCAAGUACUGCCGCACCGUUCCGGCUUCUCGCACUUGGCGAUCCACAGUUAGAGGGCGAUACGUCCAUCCCAAAUUAUAACCGCGAAUCUUUCCCUCAUUUAACAUGGGCCAUUCGUCACCUUACCUACAAGACUGAUCACCCGUCUCUACGUAAACGCCUGCGACAGGUAGUGCACGAUAUUGUCGAUAUCUUCUUCGACGAUAUUCCCGACACGUUCGAGUCGAUUCGCAAGCGGAUAGACUUGUUUGGAAACGACUUCUAUCUUGCCCACAUCUACCGGACGCUACGAUGGUGGACAAAACCCACACAUGUUACUGUUCUGGGGGACUUGCUGGGAAGCCAAUGGAUCAAGGAGAAAGAGUUCAACCAGAGGAGUUGGAGGUUCUGGAACCGUUCGUUUAAAGGAGGCGAGCGUGUCCCCGAUGAAGUUGCCGCCUAUCCUGCUGAGGAAUAUGAUCUAGCUGGAUUCCUAGGUGUUGAGGAUGAUAACUCUGCGGCCUGGCGCCGCAGAAUUAUCAACGUAGCCGGAAAUCACGAUGUCGGCUACGCCGGCGACCUGACAGUCGAGCGACUGGAGCGAUUCGAACGUGUCUUCGGCAAAGCCGCCUACGAGCUACGAUUCGAGCUACCCAUUACCAACCCAGCAGCCAAUGCGACUAUCUACAACGAAAAGAGUAAUCCCGACUCCGAUCGUUUAGCUCCUGAGCUCCGGAUUCUUAACGUGAAUAACAUGAACCUUGAUACUCCGGCUGCCGACCAGAGCCUCCAGGACAAGACGUAUGCCUUCGUAAACGAUGUCAUUAACACGGCCACUGCGGUCGAGUACCAGGGCCAGUUCACGCUUGUCCUAACACACAUACCGUUGUAUAAGCCCGAGGGUGUCUGUGUUGAUGCCCCUUUCUUCGAUUUCCAUGCUGGUGGCGGCGUUAAGGAGCAGAACCAUCUAUCACCGGAUGCAUCUCGUGGGUUCUUGGAAGGUAUCUUUGGGUUGAAUGGCGAUCCAAGCGCACCAGGGCACGGCACGGGUCGCAGAGGUGUUGUGUUGAAUGGACAUGAUCACGAAGGCUGCGAUACGUACCAUUAUAUCAACCAAACGGAAGAGGGCGAGGAACGUCAAUGGCGGGUUACCCGGUGGCCCGCCGCCAAAGCAGACGAGCUUCCUGGAAAACCCGGAGUUCCAGGUCUAAGAGAAAUCACUGUUCGAAGUAUGAUGGCUAUGUAUGGCGGCAAUGCUGGCUUGCUCAGCGUCUGGUUCGAAGAGGAUACCUGGGAGUGGAAAUACGAGUUCGUCACUUGCGCCCUAGGUCGUCAGUAUUUUUGGUGGUUUGUCCAUGUAUUUGACCUCGUCGUCCUUGUCGCUAUGGUAGUCUACGGCGCCUUGCAGGCAGCAGUAGCAGCUGGUUUUGACAUCGAUAAAUGGCUAGUAGCGAAAACCGAUGCCCCUCCUAUUACAGUCAGCGUUACCGCAAAUGGAAACGGUGUUAAAAGGCCCGUUCCGAUUGGUAACGGCGAAGCUAUGAAAUAG